This is a messenger RNA of Olea europaea var. sylvestris, 2604 nucleotides long. Its product is annotated as dymeclin. Gene Ontology annotation, biological process: Golgi organization. The record is from RefSeq and is a predicted model, not a curated record. Lineage: Eukaryota; Viridiplantae; Streptophyta; Magnoliopsida; Lamiales; Oleaceae. Bases 191 to 2359 code for a protein of 722 amino acids. Gene Ontology annotation, cellular component: Golgi apparatus. The transcript is spliced from 18 exons.
UCCCCAGUAAUCAAAUACCAAAAUAAAAAAUUUUCCGCUCUCUAAAAACUCACUUCAAAACCUUCGUCCAUAAGCACUCCUCUCUCUCAGAUCCACAUCUCUAUCAUUUUUCUGCACAAAAUAUUCACUUUGUACACAUAUACAUAUACCUAUACAUAAACAGAUACGUUUAUAUAGUGUACGUGGGAGAAUGGGUGGAGUGCCAUCGACGCCGCUACUGAGCGGAGGAGCGCGGCCGCAGGAGACAGCGGAGUAUCUAAUUGGAGAGUUUGUUGGGGAGAAAUCGUUCCCUUUGGGAUCCGAUUACUGGAAGAAACUGCUCGAGCUCUCCCUCAAUCUGCGAUGGCCCUCUCAUCGUGUUCGCGAAGCUUGCCGGCUCUUCGUGGUGAACAAUUGUUACACUAGACACCUUGCGAAGAUUCUAAUUCACCUAGCAUGGUGUUUGCAAGAGUGUGUUUCUGCUUCUGGUGUGCCAUCCCCAGCGUUUUCAAAAGCUCUCAAUGCAUUGUAUGUAUCCUCUGUUUUUCUGAAGUAUCUGAUUGAGAAUGCUAAGAGUGAAAACUUCCAAGAACUAUACCUGUCGCUGGAUGAAAGUGAGGCAAUACCAAAUAAUUUCUCCAAAGCAGGUGAAGAUAUUGCAUACCUCAUCAUGCACAGUGCUCUUAACUUUCUUGGCAGAGUUGAUGUACGCCCUGAUACGUAUCUUCUACAUCAUGAGCUGCUUAACUUCAUACUUAUCACCAUGUCAACUCAGCUUCUUGCUGGGCCGUCACCAGGACCAAGUGAUGUUCACCCUUUUAUUGAUGCAGCUAUGGUUCAGGAAAGUUCUUUGGUUGGUUUAGUUGUUCGCAAGCUAUUGCUCAAUUACAUCACACGCCCUUGGUUUCCUGUGAUGAGUUCAUCUUUUACCAUGUUUUCUGAAGGAAAUCAGCCUGGUGUUCUACAGCGAGUUGGCUCUGCAGCCGCAAACUUGAUGCUGUUGCCGUUCAAUUACUUAGUUAGUUCUACUGGUGAAGCUUCAAGAAGUUCACUGGCGGAAAACAGUCUUAACAUUUUACUUAUUCUUAUCCAUUAUCGAAAAUGUGUUGCGAUGGACUAUGUGAAGGAUAAAACUGAUAACAGCACUUCAGAUCCUCUUUGUAAGGAAGAAUCAUAUUUCUUGGAGAAUCCUUUCUGCAAAGCAGUAGAAAAUGCUCGUGAUAUUCAAUUUGACAGGGAGGAUGUUGAAGGGAAUGCACACAAUGGUCUAAUUGUGAGACUACCUUUUGCUUCAUUAUUUGAUACUCUUGGCACAUGCUUGGCUGAUGAAACCUCUGUUCUGCUCCUUUACUCAUUGGUGAAUGGAAAUUCAGAUUUUCUCGAGUAUGUUCUGGUGCGAAUUGAUCUGGAUACACUGCUGAUUCCGAUGCUGGAAACAUUAUAUAAUGCACCGAGAAGGACAUCCAAUCAUAUCUAUAUGGUGCUGAUUAUCCUUCUUAUACUAAGUCAGGAUUCCUCUUUUAAUUCCAGCAUCUACAAAUUGGUUCUACCUAAUGUUCCAUGGUAUCAAGAACGACUUCUUCAUCAAACAUCUCUUGGUUCUCUCAUGGUCAUAAUUUUAAUUAAAACAGUGAAAUACAAUCUCUCUAAGCUGCGGGAUGUUUAUCUCCAUACAAAUUGUCUUGCAACUUUGGCAAAUAUGGCACCUCAUGUUCACCGUCUAAGUGCAUAUGCAUCACAGCGGUUGGUUAGCCUUUUUGAUAUGCUUUCGCGCAAGUACAAUAAAUUAGCAGAGAUUAAAAAUGACAAGAUGCAUAUAGCAGACAGUGAGCUAAGAGGAGAUAAUCUUCCAGAUGAUUCAGCUGCAGAACUGCACCUAUAUGCUGAUUUCUUGAGACUUGUACUUGAAAUACUAAACGCAAUAUUAACUUAUGCCUUGCCACGGAAUCCUGAGGUGGUUUAUGCAAUUAUGCACAGGCAGGAGGUUUUCCUACCUUUCAAGAAUCACCCACGUUUUAACGAGCUGCUGGAGAACAUUUUUACUGUCUUGGACUUCUUCAAUAGCCGCAUGGAUGCACAAAAGAUGGAUGGUGAAUGGUCAGUUGAGAAAGUGCUUGAAAUCAUAAUAAAUAACUGUCGAUCUUGGAGAGGUGAAGGCAUGAAGAUGUUUACACAAUUACGUUUCACCUACGAGCAAGAGAAUCAUCCUGAGGAAUUCUUCAUACCAUAUGUGUGGCAGAUUGUAUUGUCUCGCAGUGGAUUAAGUUUCAAUCCCACCAGCAUAAAUUUGUUCCCGGUAGAACUACCCACGAGUGAUAUUUACAGUGGAGGGGACAUAGGGAAGCUCCAGAAUGAACAGACGGUGGAGGUGCCGGUAUAGUGAAUCAAAAGGCCAACUGAAGAAAAAGUUUAUGUACAUAAAUAUAAUAGGAAUUUUCGAUUUGUUUUUUUAUACGAUUGGUUGAGUGUAAAAAGGUCUUAUGUUUUUUUGGUGAUUAUGGUCACUGUUGUAAUGAAUAAGAGAGAUUGCUGAAAUGACAAGAUCGAAAAAGAAAUGAGCAUAUUAUUUUAUUGUAGAGUAAUUUAAAACUUCCUUCAUCCAUCCAAUGAAGUCAAGUUUCCUUA